Molecule: messenger RNA, 2241 nt
Organism: Xenopus laevis (African clawed frog)
Lineage: Eukaryota; Metazoa; Chordata; Amphibia; Anura; Pipidae
Gene: gem.L
Product: GTP binding protein overexpressed in skeletal muscle L homeolog
Exons: 5
Coding region: 152-1069 (305 amino acids)
Cellular component (GO): plasma membrane
Molecular function (GO): calcium channel regulator activity; GTPase activity; GTP binding
Source: RefSeq, a predicted model, not a curated record
AAACUGGAGGAGCUGAGAAAGAAUUGGAGAAAGUCAGGGUAACGGAGAGUCAGCACUUCAUCCAACUAUUCCCUGAGAGAUCCCUGUACUCUGCACUCAGGACUUCAGCUUUUGCGGGGUUUCAGAAGACAAGCAAUAAAGCCAGAGAAGGAUGACUUUGAAUGUGACCAUGCGUCGCAGCACCACCACAGCCAAUGCACAACAGCGAUGGAGCAUCCCGGCGGAUGCAAAGAACCUUCAGGCUCAGAAGAAGCAGCAGCACUUCAACCUCACCCGCAAAUACACCAUCAAUUACCCGGCCAUCAAUAACCCCACCAUCAAUAACCCAGUGGAGUAUUACCGGAGAAGCUGGUCAUCGGAUUCUUCUGACUCGGUCAUCUCUUCUGAGUCUGGGAAUACCUACUACCGGGUUGUGCUCAUUGGGGAGCAAGGAGUUGGAAAGUCUACGCUGGCUAAUAUAUUUGCAGGGGUGCCUGAUUCUGUGGAUGGUGACUGUGAUAUGUUAGGAGAAAACACCUAUGAAAGAAACUUGAUGGUGGAUGGAGAAAGUGCAACUCUGAUAUUAAUUGAUAUGUGGGAAAAUAAGGCUCAAGACAACUGGAUCCGUGAGCAGUGCAUGCAGGUUGGAGAUGCCUACCUAAUUGUCUACUCCAUCACUGACAGAGCAAGCUUUGAGAAAGCCUCCGAGUUGCGCAUACAGCUCCGUCGAGCUCGGCAAACAGACAACAUCCCCAUUAUACUUGUGGGCAAUAAAAGUGACCUUGUCCGUUGCCGAGAGGUCUCUGUAUCAGAGGGCAGGGCAUGUGCUGUGGUGUUUGACUGCAAGUUCAUCGAGACGUCGGCAGCCGUCCAACACAAUGUGAAGGAACUCUUUGAAGGGAUUGUGCGGCAGGUGCGUUUAAGGCGAGACAGCAAGGAGAAAAACCAAAGACGACUGGCCUAUCAAAAGAGGAGAGAAAGUAUCCCCAAGAAAGCCAGGAGAUUCUGGGGGAAAAUUGUAGCCAAGAAAAACAAAAACAUGGCUUUUAAGCUGAAAUCGAAAUCUUGCCAUGACCUAUCGGUACUAUAAAUGUAACCAGGAUAUACCAACCAGAGCAAAAUAAGUUAAAGUGAUGGGAAAUCAUUUAGCAAUUUUGCCAACCAAUAAUCAAUCUAUAUUAGAUUGGACAUGACCACAAUUUACUUGUGCUUUCCUCAGCCAUGGAUGCUACAGCAGCCGACUUGCGUUAUCUCCAGCCACGACAUUCAGACUUGCCAGUGGGCUGACUGUUUGUUCAGAGAAACAUUUCCUUUCCUUUGGGAUUUUGUAGUUUUUGUUUAAUUUUGAUCAUUUAGGAAUGGAGCACUAAAUUGCACUGAAGAACUCCAACGUACGGCUGUCAGUCUGCAUUGCCAUCAGAGGGAGAAACCAUCCAAUAAUUAUUUCCUCAUGUCAUAUUUAUAUUGCCUUUUGUACAACAUCUGAAAAGAUUUUUAUAUGCAACUCCAGUUCCUUAGGGGGAAAAACUAUGCAAGAUAAUUUGCCAUGCAGCUAACAGAGCCAAUGGGAGGCGUCUAUGAAACAUCAUCAACAGCAAGAGGGCUCCAAGCUGCCCGUGCCUUAUCUAACAGUAUCUUAUGCUAACACUUAUUUAUAGAAAUAUUACUAACAAACACCAUACACACCCAGUUUCCCGAAAUUCUACUUCGUGCUACACAGAAGACAAUAUUUUUAUUUAAAAAUAUUUUCGACCCCCUACUCCAAUAUUUUUUAUACUUGAUUAUUUUUGUCAAAAUCAAAAUUCCGUUCUUUUAUCUUAAAAAUAAGUGCACUCAUUUUACACUACGUGACAUUACAACUGCCUUUUUAUACUCUUCUGUGUCCAUAAAGCUUUCAUGGGUGUUACAAGAUUACUGGGGUAAAUGGGGCAAGAUUUGAAGAAGAAUGUAAUAACUAGUGUAACUUUUUCCAGGUUUAGUAAUCCAAAGUAGACAUUGGAAUCAAAGACCUGAUGGCCUGAUCACUUUAAUACCAUUAUUUAAUAUUUAAUUCCAUGGCAAACCUCCCGUGCCACUUUUUCCAGAAUAUGCACAAAGAAUCAUAAACCAGAUGUAUUCUUUAACUGGUAAAAUAUACCAGUAUGGCGACUAUCUAUUUAUUAUCUUGUUUCCUGUUAUGUUUCUUAUUCAUUUCUAUUUGUUUUUGAUUCCUUUUUUACCUGGUACAUUAUACAAUGAAAAAUAAAGAUAAAUCAAACUUUA